AUGGAGAGCUUGUUAUCCGCAAUGCAAUCUUUCGUCGGUUCCACGGCGGCUUCUGGGUCUCAACCUCUCGACGGAGACAGCAUUUCAUCAUCCACGUCUUGUUCGAAUACCACUCUAGGAACCCCCGCGAGCACGACUCUGGGCUCCAGAGAGGGACCGACAUUCGCGACGGACUCGGUUGCCACAGUCUCACCGAAUCAAAAUCCGAUAUUUCUGUCUCAUCAUUGUUCUCUCUCUACCCCUGCUCCAUCGCCAAAUCAAGCAGACGAACGGCUCGAUUUUUUCCGAUCCCGAAUGCUGCCAUCUUUUCCUUUCAUCGACCUUACCCCAGACAUGACAAGCCGGUAUCUGCGCCAAAACAGGCCUUUCUUGUUCCAAGCCAUCCACACCGUUACCACGUUCUCGACACAGGAAAGACUGACUCAAGUUGAGGAGCUGAAGCGCCUCCUGUUCACAUCUGCGUUGCUCAAAGUCCAGUCAAAUAUCGACCUGCUGCUUGGAUUACUAACGUAUUUAGCAUGGAGUACUGACCCUUUUCUUGGCAGAGCAGACCUCGUCUCUCGCCUCAUGAUGCUCGCCAUGUCACUAGUAUAUGAUCUGCGAUUGUUCAAACCAUCCUCACCAGACGUGCAAAUUAUGAUGGCUAUUACCCAGGGGCGGGCUGACGAACAUAUCGAUGGAACGCCCUAUGGUUUAUUGGAAAGGCAGCGAGCAGUUCUGGCGUGUUUCAUUUUGAGCUCGAAUAUUUCGUCACACCUUGGGCGUCAAGACGCUAUACGAUGGACGCCUCAGAUGGAAGAGGCGCUUCGAGUCAUCACAAUAAGCAAAUCAUGCCCUGCGGAUAGGUUAUUUGCCUCUCAAGUACGCUUGCAGUUGUUAAAGCAAAGAGCGGAUGACGUCCGACAACAGGACGAGGCUCGCACAGGAACAGCUCCUGCGGCGGCUUCAGCUCCUCGCUUAUUGUAUCUCAAGACUUUACGAAGGGAGCUGCAUGAGCUAAGAUCUUCAUUCCCCCCGGAUCUCCACCAGAUAGAUCUAUCUGGACGAAUGGGUAACGGUGGCACCUUGCUGGGAUUCGAACGCCUGGAGUGUCUGUGGCAGUCGGUGGAGAACAUCAAGUCUUGGCUGGACAAUUUCUACAGAAUCCCUUGCUCGAAACUUGUCGGCCAGCCCUUUCAUUUCUGGUCACAGAUGAUUCUGACCAUCACGCUCUUGAAAUAUCUAUCAACACUUCAAGACCCAGAAUGGGACUGCCAAGCGGUGCGGAACACAGUUCACCUAAUAUCAACAAUGGACUGUAUGCUUCAGAAGCUCGAUCUGAGCAGCAAGGAGCCGGAACUUCAGUGCAACGACCAUUUCCUCAAGUUUUUGUCCAAGCUUUUAACCAGAUAUCGCCUGUGGGCCGAAGCGCGGUGGGACGUGGCUUCUCAGAUACACGACGUGGAGACCAGGCCGGGCCAGAGUCCUAUCCCAGAUCUAGAUCAGAUGGUCUGGAUGCAGUCGAUGGAUCUGGGAGAUGAUCAGUGGUUUGAAAGUGUACUGGGUAUGCCCACGACAUUAUACUAG
This is a messenger RNA of Aspergillus thermomutatus, 1566 nucleotides long. RefSeq lists its product as uncharacterized. The transcript is spliced from 3 exons. The coding region runs from base 1 to 1566 and encodes 521 amino acids. Lineage: Eukaryota; Fungi; Ascomycota; Eurotiomycetes; Eurotiales; Aspergillaceae. The record is from RefSeq and is a predicted model, not a curated record. Gene Ontology annotation, cellular component: nucleus. Gene Ontology annotation, molecular function: DNA-binding transcription factor activity, RNA polymerase II-specific; transcription cis-regulatory region binding. Gene Ontology annotation, biological process: regulation of DNA-templated transcription.